Molecule: messenger RNA, 4953 nt
Organism: Elephantulus edwardii (Cape elephant shrew)
Lineage: Eukaryota; Metazoa; Chordata; Mammalia; Macroscelidea; Macroscelididae
Gene: COL4A4
Product: collagen, type IV, alpha 4
Exons: 46
Coding region: 1-4953 (1650 amino acids)
Cellular component (GO): collagen trimer
Molecular function (GO): extracellular matrix structural constituent
Source: RefSeq, a predicted model, not a curated record
AUGGGGCUACAAAUUCUUAUUCUCUUUACCGUGCAACAUGGAUUUGGGAGUGGAAAGAAAUAUAUUGGACCUUGUGGAGGAAGAGAUUGUUCCAUUUGCCAUUGUUUUCCUGAGAAAGGAUCACGGGGUCUGCCUGGACCACCAGGGCCACAAGGUCCCAUUGGAUCUCUGGGACUCCCAGGGCCCAUUGGGAUUCCAGGAGAGAAAGGGAUGAGAGGAGAGGGCGGCCCGCCUGGAGCAGCAGGCGAGAAGGGAGACAAGGGCCCAACUGGUGUUCCUGGAUUUCCAGGUUUGGAUGGCAUACCUGGACACCCAGGGCCUCCUGGACCCAGAGGCAAGCCGGGCAUAGAUGGCUACAAUGGCUCAAGAGGUGAUCCCGGGCGUCCGGGAGAAAAUGGAGCUCCUGGCCCAGGGGGUCUCCCGGGUCUUCCUGGAGAAACUGGAGAAAAAGGAGAUUCUGUGUACAUUUUGGGUGGCAUUAAAGGCAUUCAGGGGGACAGAGGGAUCCCAGGACCUCCUGGCUUCCCGGGACCUCGGGGGCCUAGUGGUCCAGCAGGCCCCAGGGGCUAUCCAGGAGGGCCGGGAUUAACAGGACCUCCUGGCCAUAGUGGGCUUCCAGGACUGAAGGGUAACCCUGCUGUGGGAGUGAAGGGGCAGAAGGGUUCCCCGGGUGAAGUUGGGCAGCAAGGUUCUCCAGGACCAACCCUGUUGGUAGAACCACCUGAUUCAAGUCUGUUAAAAGGAGAAAAGGGUAGGAAAGGGAUGCCUGGAGCCGUGGGGCCGCCAGGACCUUUUGGAUUCAAGGGAAAACCUGGCAUAGGGGCAAAAGGAGAAAAAGGUAUUGCUGGAUUCCCAGGGCCUCCGGGUUACCCUGGUUUGCGUGGAUCUCCAGGCUUCCCAGGACUAAAGGGGGACCUUGGCGACCGUGGACACCCUGGACCACCAGGUGUUUUGGUAACCCCAUCUGUUCCAAUUAAAGGCCCUCCAGGAGACCCAGGCUUCCCUGGCCGCUAUGGAGAAGUGGGGGCAGUUGGGCCACCUGGCCCCCCAGGUCUCUCAGGCCAACCCGGAGAAGCCAGAGCAGGAAUGAUGGGACCUCCUGGCCCUCGAGGAUUUCCUGGUUAUCCAGGGCUUCCAGGCACCGCGGGAAUUCCUGGGAGAGCCGACUCCGCUCCAGGAAGACCAGGGAACCCAGGACCACCUGGCCUGCCCGGCCCGCCGGGGAUGCAGGGACUCCCAGGAUCAGAUGUUAUACAUUGUAUUCCUGGCCACCCUGGACCACCAGGCAUAAAAGGCAAAAUGGGUCCUCCAGGAAGAAGAGGCUCAAAAGGAGAAAAAGGAAAUGAGGGGCUCUGUGCCUGUGAGCCUGGCCCCAUGGGACUCCCUGGCCCCCCAGGACACCCUGGGCUGCAGGGAACUAAGGGAGACUUAGGACCCCCAGGGUUGUUUGGAGAAAAAGGUGACCCUGGCCUGCCUGGUGCUAGAGGACCUCCGGGACCGCUUGGAAAACCUGGAGCCUCAGGACCACAUGGCAGCAAAGGAGAAAAAGGUGACAUGGUUGUGUCCAGAGUUAAAGGACAUAAAGGAGAAAGAGGUCCUACUGGACCCCCAGGAUUCUCAGGGCAGCAGGGUCAGGAUGGUCAGGAUGGACAUCCUGGAGGAAGAGGAGACCCAGGACCCCCAGGGGACCAUGAAGAUGCAGUCCCAGGAGAUAAAGGGUUCCCUGGACCCCCAGGGCUCCCAGGCAGAGAAGGACCUGUGGGGCCACCAGCUCAAGGAUUUCCUGGUCCACCAGGAGAGAGAGGGAGACCGGGAGCCCCUGGUCGCCCUGGAGCAAGAGGACUUGAUGGCAUGAAGGGCCAAAAAGGUGAUACGAUUCUUUGUAACCUCACCUACCCAGGGAUGCCAGGCCUCCCGGGUGUUAAAGGACCUCCAGGUCCAAAAGGAUUUCCUGGUUCCCAGGGUGCUCCGGGGCCAGUGUGUUUUGAUGGACUGAAAGGCCGGCGUGGCCAACCGGGGACAUCCAAGAUGCCGGGCCCACCUGGUUUCCGUGGUGAGGUGGGAGACCCAGGCUUUGAAGGUGAAAUGGGAUCCUCCCUGGCUGGACCUCCAGGCUUCCCUGGUUUACCUGGCACAGAUGGUCAGAAAGGCGCCCCCGGGGACCCAGCUUAUGGCUACCCAGGGCCUCCAGGAAAUAGGGGCUUGUCAGGAGCUCCAGGAAUGAAAGGACUCAGGGGUCUUCCAGGUCUUCCAGGGGCUGCAGGGCCAGCGGGCACUCCAGGACGUCCAGGUCUCAAAGGUCCUAAAGGCAGAGAGGGAAGUGCUGGUUUUCCAGGUAUUCCAGGCCCACCUGGCCAUUACUGUGAAAGAGGUGCUCCGGGGACCCCAGGGCCACCAGGACUCCCUGGGGCUCCAGGCAGUCCAGGUGCCCCCGGCUGGAAAGGACAACAAGGGGACAGAGGGCCAUCUGGACCGAUUGGAAUGAAGGGUCUUCCUGGAGGCCCAGGACGACCAGGAGUAGAUGGGCUUCCAGGACCACCAGGAAUUCCAGGCCCCAUUGGGGAUGAUGGAUUACCUGGCCUCCCAGGCCCACAGGGACCUCGAGGUCUGCCUGGCGUCCCAGGUUUUCCGGGGGAGAGAGGACUAGCUGGUGCAGAUGGACAGCCGGGCCGAAAAGGAGACCCUGGAUAUCAAGGCAGGCCGGGGCUUCUGGGAGACCCGGGGCCGAGAGGUGCUCAAGGAGAAAGAGGACCCCCAGGAGAUAAAGGAGAAAUCGCUGUAAUUUCCAAAAAGGGGAAAACUGGAGAACCAGGACCACCUGGAGAUGAUGGGGCCCCAGGGAAACAAGGUGAUAAGGGAAGUCCAGGGAUGCAAGGAGGAAGAGGAGAUCCAGGAAGACCCGGGCCUCCCGGAGUACACAGAGGGGAGCCUGGGAGAGACGGACAGCCAGGGCUUGCUGGCCUCCCAGGCCCACCUGGCCAUCCUGGCCUGCCUGGGAUCCUUGGCUUCCCUGGAUUUCCAGGUGAUCAGGGUGAUCCGGGUUCGCCAGGCCUCCCUGGACCUUCAGGACUGGAUGGAGCAAAAGGACCUAAAGGAAUCCGUGGUGAUCCUGCCAGUCAGAUUGGUCUCCCAGGUCCAAAGGGUGAGCCAGGCGACCUCGGAUGUCCAGGGCACGUUGGAGUCCCUGGAGAUCGGGGCUUGCCUGGUGUUCAAGGGCCCCAUGGACCACCUGGAAGGCCGGGACUGCCAGGCUCAUUCGGACCACCAGGGUGUCCAGGUGGUCAUGGGGCACCUGGACAGAGAGGACAUCCAGGAGAAAGAGGGGACCCUGGGUCAAGAGGCCACAUUGGACAUCCAGGGGCACCAGGUCCUCCAGGAAUGAAAGGUCCCUUGGGGUCUCCUGGCCUGAACGGCUUGCAUGGUCUGAAGGGUCAGAAAGGAAGCAAAGGUGCUUCAGGUUUGCAUGAAGUGGGCCCGCCAGGUCCAGUGGGAAUGCCUGGGCAGAAAGGGGAGAGAGGAGACCCUGGGAGCCCAGGACUUUCUCCUCCAGGCCUUUUUGGAGAGAGAGGUCCUACAGGUCCCCCAGGAAGACCAGGGCCACCUGGUCCUGCUGGCAGCCCAGGAAUUGCUCCUACAGGUGACAUUCCUGACCCAGGUCCACCAGGAGACCAGGGCCCUCCUGGUCCUGCUGGUCCGAGAGGUGCUCCAGGGCCUCCAGGCACCCCUGGAAGUGUGGACUUCCUGAGGGGGGAUCCUGGUGAGUGUGGCCUCCCAGGGCUCCCGGGUCCCCCAGGCCCACCAGGCCCUGCAGGACACAGUGGUUUCCCAGGAUGUGAUGGGAAUGACGGCCCAAAAGGACCAAUGGGACUCCCAGGACCACAGGGGCCAAAUGGACUUCCUGGGCCACCUGGAGACAAAGGCUUACCUGGACCCCCAGGCCGACAAGGGCCCCCAGGGCCUGAAGGUCCCAGAGGUAAACCUGGGCUCCCUCCAGAUCCUGAUGCCUGUCCCCGAAUCCCGGGGCUUCCUGGGGUCCCAGGCCCGAGAGGACCAGAAGGAGCCAUGGGGAUCCCCGGAAGCAUUGGUCCCCCAGGCCCAGAAUGCAAAGGAGAGCCUGGGCUGGAUGGCAGGAGGGGCAAGCCUGGCACUCCUGGGGUUCCCGGGUCCCCCGGACACAAGGGCGACAUGGGCGAAGCUGGCUACCCUGGAGCACCAGGCCCUCCUGGUCCCACUGGGGAUCCUGGGCCCAAAGGCUUUGGAGCUGGAUACCUCAGCGGCUUCCUCCUGGUGCUCCACAGUCAGACGGAUCGAGAGCCCUCCUGUCCGGCGGGCAUGCCCAAGCUCUGGACGGGGUACAGCCUGCUGUUCCUGGAGGGCCAGGAGAAAGCUCACAAUCAGGACCUUGGCCUGGCGGGGUCUUGUCUCCCCAUGUUCAGCACGCUGCCCUUUGCUUACUGCAACGUCCACCAAGUGUGUCACUACGCCCGGAGGAAUGACAAGUCCUACUGGCUGGCCAGCGCCGCGGCCCUGCCCACGAGGCCGCUGUCUGAAGAGGACGUCCGCCCCUACAUCAGCCGCUGCGCCGUGUGCGAGGCCCCAGCCCAGGCGGUGGCCGUGCACAGCCAGGACCAGACCAUCCCGCCAUGCCCCCCGGCCUGGAGGAGCCUCUGGAUCGGGUACUCGUUCUUGAUGCACACAGGAGCUGGUUCCCAAGGUGGGGGGCAGGCCCUCACAUCCCCAGGCAGCUGCCUGGAAGAUUUCAGAGCAGCGCCCUUCAUCGAAUGCCAAGGCCGCCAGGGCACAUGCCACUUUUUCGCCAAUGAGUACAGCUUCUGGCUGACAACAGUGGAUCGAGGCAUGCCAUUCUCUGCACCAUCACCAGACACCUUAAAGGACAGCCAAGCUCAGCGCCAGAAAGUCAGCCGAUGCCAGGUCUGUGUGAAGUACAGCUAG